This is a messenger RNA of Neoarius graeffei (lesser salmon catfish), 1782 nucleotides long. It is a transcript of the gene amy2a, whose product is annotated as amylase alpha 2A. Gene Ontology annotation, biological process: carbohydrate metabolic process. The coding region runs from base 221 to 1759 and encodes 512 amino acids. The transcript has 12 exons. The record is from RefSeq and is a predicted model, not a curated record. Gene Ontology annotation, molecular function: alpha-amylase activity; cation binding. NCBI's taxonomy places the organism in Eukaryota, Metazoa, Chordata, Actinopteri, Siluriformes, Ariidae.
UCCGGAGCAGAACUUGAAAAAUGUGACAAUAAUAUCUUGAAACGUGGUAUAUAGUUUAAUAAGCGAUGUAGAUGUGCCUUUUGAUACUAGAAAAAUUGACGAAUACCUCUUCAUGUUUCCAUAGAAACAACCUCUCAGUCUCUCAGUGUUUUAGUUCUAUUUCCACUCGUCUCCUCACUGAUUCAGCUCCUCAGCUCUGUUCUCACACUGAAGAGUGAAGAUGAAGCUGCUUAUUUUGGUGACGCUGUUUGGCCUGAGCCUUUCCCAACACGACCCACACACCAAACACGGCCGCACCUCCAUCGUUCACCUGUUCGAAUGGCGCUGGCAGGACAUCGCCGCCGAGUGUGAGAGGUACCUCGCCCCCAAUGGCUACGGAGGAGUUCAGAUUUCUCCUCCGAGUGAGCACAUCGUCCUCACUAGUCCCUGGCAUCCGUGGUGGCAAAGAUAUCAGCCAAUCAGCUACAACCUCUGUUCCAGAUCAGGAACUGAGGCAGAGCUCAAGGACAUGAUCACCAGGUGCAACAAUGUUGGGGUGAACAUCUACGUCGAUGUGGUGAUUAAUCACAUGUGUGGAGCCACAGGUGGAGAAGGGAAACACUCGAGCUGCGGUACGUACUUCAACGCCAACACGAAGGAUUUCCCGUCAGUUCCUUAUUCAGCCUGGGACUUUAACGAUGGGAAAUGCUCCACCGGCAGCGGCGACAUUGAGAACUAUAACGAUAAAUAUCAGGUGAGAGACUGCCGUCUGGUCAGUCUGCUGGACCUGGCGCUGGAGAAGGAUUAUGUCCGUGGGAAAGUGGCUGAGUACAUGAACAAACUGAUUGAUAUGGGCGUGGCAGGCUUCAGAGUGGAUGCCUGUAAACACAUGUGGCCUGGAGAUUUACACAGCGUUUACAGUCAACUCAAAAACCUCAGCACCCGGUGGUUUGCCGCUGGAUCCAGACCCUUCAUCUACCAGGAGGUUAUUGAUCUCGGUGGGGAGGUGAUCACAGCAUCGGAGUAUGAUGGACUGGGCCGAGUGACUGAGUUUAAAUACAGCGCUAAACUGGGAACCGUCAUCCGCAAAUGGAACAAUGAGAAACUGCGCUAUCUGGUUAACUGGGGUGAAGGUUGGGCUUUUAUGCCGUCGGGUAAAGCUGUGGUGUUUGUCGAUAAUCACGAUAACCAGAGGGGCCACGGAGCCGGAGGGAGUUCUGUCCUCACCUUCUGGGAUCCCAGGAUGUAUAAGAUGGCUGUUGGUCUGAUGUUGGCGCAUCCUUACGGCUUCACACGAGUGAUGUCCAGCUACCGCUGGGAUCGCCACUUCGUCAACGGAAAGGAUCAGAACGAUUGGAUCGGACCACCGAGUUACAGCGACGGCAGGACGAAGCCGGUUCCCAUCAACCCGGACACGACGUGUGGAGACGGCUGGGUGUGUGAGCACAGGUGGAGGCAGAUCAGGAACAUGGUGAUCUUCCGUAACGUAGUUAACGGACAGUCACUGGUGAACUGGUGGGACAACGGGAACAACCAGAUUGCGUUCGGUCGCGGGAACCGCGGCUUCAUCGUCAUCAACAAUGACGACUGGGAUCUGGACGCCACACUGAACACCGGUUUGCCCAGCGGCACUUACUGUGAUGUCAUUUCCGGCCAAAAGGAAGGAAACUCCUGUACAGGAAAACAAGUGCAAGUGGGCGGAGACGGGCGCGCUUACUUUAAAAUCAGUAACUGGGAGGAGGAUCCAUUCAUCGCCAUCCAUAUUGAAGCUAAACUGUGAAAAAAGACAAUUAAAAAAAAAAA